AUGUCAAUGUCAAAAGUCAAAAUAGAAACUCCAUGAACUAAUAUUGUAAAAAAUAAAUAAUUUCAGUUGUAAACAGUAUUUAUAAUGCGAAAUGGGCCGCAAAUGUAACGUGGAAGGUUGCCAAUCCGACUCGAGCAGACCGAAAGAUGUCGGAGUUACAUUUCACAAAGUUCCGCCUCACAGCGACAUCAGACCAAAGUGGCUGUCUUUAUGCAGGAUACCGGAAGACAAAAAGAGCGUUAAAGUUAUAUACGUUUGCUCCCGGCAUUUCCUCCGAGCCGAUUUCUGUAAUUUCAAAGGUAAGAAAUACAUGCUGAAGCAAGGGGUGCUGCCUAGUGUAUUUCCCUGGGACAAAUCGAAGCUCGAAGCCAUCAAAGCCGAAACGAAGAAGGAUAAACAGUCUGAUUCGAAGGACGAGUCCGGGAAUAGUUCUCAAAUUGUCACCGAUUUGGACACUAGCAUUGAUAUUAAAGAAGAAAAUUUAGAGGAUAAAAUCAAGCAGGAAGUGCUCGAAGGGGACGAUCAAUUGAGCGAAUUGAAAGUCGAGCCGAAGAAUGAAGAAGACAUUAAAGAAGAAACUCCUAACACAUCGACGACUAAUUCUUUAAAUUUCACCAUUAAUUCCAAAUUGGAAGUGUUAGAUUUUAAAAACAAAUGGUAUCCAGCCAAAAUAGUGGAAAUCGAUUACGAGGAAAACGAAGUGUUGAUACAUUUUGAUAAUUUUUCGACUAAAUACGACGAAUGGAUAUCGACGAACAGCUCUCGCUUAAGGCCCCUGCAGGAGGGAACCCCUGCAGUGGAUCCUGAGAAAAACCUUGAUGGAAAUGAUGCUUUUGCAGUCGGAGAAAGAUGCCUAGCUUCUUGGAGUGUAUCGAGGAAAUUUCCCGCUACUAUAACAAAAGUAUUAGAUAAUGAUAAUUACGAAGUACUAUUCGAUGACGGGUUUGUUAAAACUUUGAAAGGUUCUAAAAUUAACAAAUCUGAUGGUAAAUCCAGUUCUCUGUUUGACCCGAUAAAGAGCACUAAACAAGACAGAAGGGAUAAAAAACGAAAAUUAAAUGUAGCCGCUCUAUUUAGGAAAAGACCAAAACUAGAUCUAGUCGAUGAUAAAUCGAAAAAGGCAAAUACUAGUACCGCAAGUACAUCGGACGCCGCUGAAUCGCCUCAAACCGAUGGUAUUAGUCCUGGAUUGACACCGUCUGCAGAUGAUAUUGAUAACUGGAAACCGAGUUGGUACAAGAAUAAACCUAUAGGGAUAGAAUCUUCACUUCAAACUCAAGAUGGCCUUAAAGUAACCUACAUAGUUCCCGAUCCUCGACUUCCACCUGGCUGGAACAAACAUCUAAUUCGUCGUACAAAAGGAUGUGAUCCUGGCAAAUGGGACACAAUAAUUAUCAGUCCCGACAAUAAAAGAUUGCGAUCAAAGUCGGAUGCAUUGAAGUACAUAGAGGAUCAUCCCAACGAAGUACUCAACGAGAAAAUGUUCGAUUUUUCGCUUGUAUUGAAAAGAAAACGCAAAACCGCGACCUCCACUCCGAUGAAAUCUCCUCCGAAAGAACCUCAACCUUCAAAUCUCGCGGAGUUCGAAGAAAACUUAGAAGCUUCAACGGAUAGUCAGAUUAGAGAAGAAGACAAUUCCAACUGCCUUAAGAUACUCUUCGAAGACGAUGCGUACAAAUGUCCGAUAAGCGGAUGCGGUAAAAUAUUUAGAAGGGAAAAUUUGGCGCAAAUGCACGUGAAACACUAUCAUCCCGAGUACACGAAAUUUCUGGAUUCAACUCCUAAUGUCGCCGAUUUGGCUUAUGCUCGCACUGUGGGGGAAAGUCUGGAUAGAUCUCCAGAGGAGUACGACUUGAAGACGGACGGCCAUUUUUUAAGACCCCAAAAACCGCCGCCGUUGAAACCGGCUUUGAAAACCAUCCUGAAAACGCCGAAACAUUCGAGUUCGGCGCUAGAAGAAAUGCCCGAACUCAAACCGGCCGGCAAACCCAAAUCGAAGGAUUCCGAAAUCAUCAAAUUGCUGAACACCAAGCCGUACAACAAGCAAGAAUCGGAGGGCGUCCAAUCGCCGCCCGCCACGGGAACCCCCGCCAGCCCUUAUCCCGACAUUAAACUCAAGGAUCUGCUGACCAGGACCGACACCGUCCCCAAAAGGGACGACUUGAACAUGAAGAACCUCUGCAAAACCAAACCGGCCGGUAUAAAAACUUUACUACCCGGUCACCGACCGCCAUCCGAACCGCUAAGCGAGUACGAAGACUUCCCGAAGCCACCGAAGCGAAAACGAGGCCAUUUAGACAGUACCGAAACCAUCCAAGGUAGAGACCAUCAAACCGAUCAACAGAACCAAUCGACACCUAAUCCCACACUUCCCGUCACCGCUCCUCCAUCUCACAAUUUACCAACCACUCCACACGAUCCAUCUCCCGCCACCCAAUCACCGAUCACACAACCACCCGCUCCCCACCAUCCCCCUAAUAAUAUUAUCAUUGAAGGCGGCGAGGUGAUUAAGAUAGUGAGAAUGAAGCAAGAGGAGAUCAUCAAUUGCACGUGCGGCUUCAUGGAGGAGGACGGGCUGAUGAUCCAGUGCGAGCUGUGCCUGUGCUGGCAGCACGCCUACUGCAACAACAUCGAACGGGAGAGCCAGGUGCCCGAUAAAUACGUUUGUUACAUCUGCCAGAAUCCGCUGCGGGAGCGCCGCUCUCGGAAGUACUACCACGAUCAGGACUGGCUGACGAAAGGGGCGAUGCCGGUGGGUGGUUUCCACACGAAGGACGACGAGGCGCUGCACAAGCGGUUCGAGAAGUUGAAGAAGUGCCACGAUUUGUCGGGGAGAUUGGUGGAUUUGGCGCAGUACCAGCACAGCUUGGGGAUUAAGAUGAAAAUAGCCGAGGCUAAGAAUCAUCCUAAAUUGUAUUUGUGGUCGAAACCGUGGCCUAAAUUGGCGUUACCCGAAAAAACUAAACCGGAAUUGGAGGAUAUAAAACCGAAGAUCGAAGGCGAUGGUUCCGAUUUCCUUAAAAGCGAUUUCGACGAUGAAAAGGAGUCUCAGAAUGAAAAUUCCAUGUUGAUGAUGAUUCUCAAAGCAGGUAAAAGUGUGAUGCCCAAGCUCGAUUUGAACACUUUGAUGGAAAACAACAGCCCGAUUAUUCCGCAACCGGAGGCCGUCAUAGAUUCGGCCGAUUGCAGAUUGAAUUUGCUCGAGCAUCUCGUUCACCAGCACUCUCUCGUAGACGAGCGGUUGGACGAUUUCGAAAAGCAAUUGGACAUUUUAGAGGCCGGUUUCAACAUAGAAAGCGGGUCCGAGUAUCCCAGGACGAGGCACACCAUGCAGAUGCUCAUGAGAGAUUUGGAUACGCUGAAAGAUUUUAGUCAUUGUUCCGGCGUUUAAUUGUGUAAGUGUGUUUUUGUAAGUUCAAUUUUGUAAAUUUUUGCAUUGUAUUAAGAGUUGUUAAUAAAACGUAGCAGAAUUGUAAGAAA
Molecule: messenger RNA, 3480 nt
Organism: Phyllotreta striolata
Lineage: Eukaryota; Metazoa; Arthropoda; Insecta; Coleoptera; Chrysomelidae
Source: the annotation of a GenBank genome assembly